GCACAAUUUAUAAAAUAAAAAAAUAAAAUUUAAUAAGCAAAUCAAAAUAUAAUAAUUAUAAAUUUUCUUUUAAAAAGAAAUUAAAAUAUAUAUAAAAAAAAAUUAAUUAAUCAAAAAUGAAGUACUUAAUUGUUAUUGUUGCAUUUGUUGCUUUCGCUAAUGCUUCACCAAUUGAAUAUGGUCAUUAUGGACCAGUUGUACAUGCUGCUCCAGUAUUACAUCAUGCUCCAGCUUUAGUACAUGCACCAGUUCAUAAAGUUAUUGCUGCUGAACCAGUUUCAUAUCCAAAAUAUUCAUUCAAUUAUGGUAUAAAAGAUCCACAUACCGGUGAUAUUAAAUCACAAGCAGAAGAACGUGAUGGUGAUGUUGUUAAAGGACAAUAUUCAUUAGUUGAACCAGAUGGUUCUGUACGUACAGUAGAUUAUACAGCUGAUGAUCAUAAUGGUUUUAAUGCUGUUGUACAUAAAUCUGGACCAGCAAAAGUUGUAGCACCAGUUGCACAUUAUGCGCCAGCACCAGUUUUAGGACAUUAUCCAUUACAUCCGUAAGCACAAUAAUAAAUGAUAUAUAUAUAUAAUUUUUUUAAUUAAUAAAAAAUUAAUAAAAGAUCGUCACAAUAUAAACAUAUAUAAAUAUAUAUAUAAAAAUGUAUAAAAAAAAAGAAACCAUUU
This is a messenger RNA of Condylostylus longicornis, 671 nucleotides long. RefSeq names its product cuticle protein 8-like. The transcript has 3 exons. NCBI's taxonomy places the organism in Eukaryota, Metazoa, Arthropoda, Insecta, Diptera, Dolichopodidae. The coding region runs from base 117 to 548 and encodes 143 amino acids. Gene Ontology annotation, cellular component: extracellular matrix. The record is from RefSeq and is a predicted model, not a curated record.